This is a messenger RNA of Klebsormidium nitens, 4122 nucleotides long. The record is from the annotation of a GenBank genome assembly. NCBI's taxonomy places the organism in Eukaryota, Viridiplantae, Streptophyta, Klebsormidiophyceae, Klebsormidiales, Klebsormidiaceae.
AAGCAGCCAGGCUGAGCUGGGCAGGACACUGACAGGUUUCUUUCACUGCAACUUUCAGCGCUGUUGCAGCGUGUGCUCCUACCUACGUAGAACUUGGAUUCCAGGUAGGACUAGGAGGUACCUAAGAAAUAUGAAGGAGCAGUUGGGCAAUAUCUGAGGGCUCAUUUUUGAGGCGGUGACAUGAUGACGGAGGAGGUGACAGAAGGUGGCGGGAACUGCUUGUGCACUACAUUUUGAGGGACAAAAUGCAGUGCAUUGAUUUGAAGUUGCGGUGUGGCUAAGGUCAGAGGUGUGCAAGGCCAUGUCCAACUUUUUGUCUCUGAUCAAGUCCCGUUUGGAGAGUGGGACGCAGAUCGAACCUUUGGGUGAGCCAGGAUGGGUGAGAGCAGCGUUGGCUCAAGCUUCUCAGCCGGAUGUCGCCCUUGGUGGUCCCACACGUUCCGGAGCUGUGCAGGUGUCAUCCUCUGGUCGCACUGGGGAGGAGUUGUCGAGGACGUUCUGGGAAGCUGGGAUGUUGGAUAGCCCCAUACCAGAUGGUUUUUACUCAAUCACCCCGAAUGAGGACAUGCGCUCCCGCUUUGCUGCGUUCCCGUCUCUGGCUAGCCUGGAGGCCACCCCGCGGGGCCUGAGUGGCGAUGUGCUGCUGGUGGACCGCCAGCAGGACCUGCAGCUGGGCCGGCUGGCGCACCUGGCGCACACCGUGCUCCAGGCCACCAAGACGCGUGCCGCCCAGGAAGCGCAGCUGCAAAGGCUGGCAGAAAUCGUGGCCGACUUCUAUGGGGGUGCUAUGUCUGAGGCAAUAAGCCAACGCAGCAGUACCACCUCCACUGCACUUGAUGUAAACAUUUGGCGUCCAAGGAGUGACUCAGUACCAGCGGUGGUGCUUCUAACGGAGCUUGAACGCGGGGCAUGCCGUCCUCGAGCAUUGCUCUUCAAGCACCUAUGUGAUGAGCUGGGUUUCCACAGUAGACUCAUAAUGGGAUUCCAGAUGGAGGCCGUCCCGCUGAGCCCGCUGGCGGGGGUGCGCCCCAACGAGCACCUGUCGGUGGUGGUGCUGCUGGAGCGCGGGGGGGAGGUCCUGGUGGACCUACUCAAGAAGCCCGGCCUCCUCCGCCCCGUUUCCCCGCGCUCCCUGCUAACCUAUCAUGUGGGGCAUGCCGGCGACACUGAAGCCAUGGAGUACGAGUCAGGCGACUCGGGGCCCAACAGCCCGCUGUAUGGCAUGGCGCUGGCCACAGACAGCCCCGAGCACGAGGUUCUGGACAGCCCUCGCCUGCGCUUGCAUCGUCAACGCAUGGCCGCGCAGCAGGCGCAGGCAGCCGCAGCGUAUGGGCUUACCCUAUCCCCCGAUGCGAAACUGACAGCAGGAGAAGUGCCACCCGCGCGUAGCAACCCUAACGGCCUGGAGGAUGCUGAGGCUCCUCGUGCACCUUGGCGCUUCCAAGGCAGCCCAUCCCCUAGCGAGCCAGGGCCUCGAGGGCGAGGGCAGGACAUGGAGAGGCAUGUCUUGUCAAGCCCCGAGCAGCGGUCGCAGCCCCACCGCCGCAUGCGCACCUCAGCGCUCGAAGCCAGCAGCCUUCCCACCAGUCCGGAGGUCUCCCGAGACCUGCGGCGAAGAGUGCACUCCGAGGAGGGCAGCCUGCCGUCCAGCCCAGAAUUGUCACAGAGGAUCCACCCGGCAUCAAUGCUAGGCAGUGCUCGCCGCUUCCUGCUGGACGAGGGAGACAACUGCACACUCAGCCCGGAGGCUGUCUAUGGCCAUCCGCCCCCUUUUGCCAGGCGGCGCUCUCGGAAGAAGAGUGUGGACAUCGAUGACAGCGCGUCUCAUUGCUCUGUCACGAGCCCCGACCGGCCGCCUCGGGUGCUCACCCGUGUGGCCACCCACGCUGGGCCGUGGGAGCUGCCUGCUGCCAGCGCCAAGUGGCAGGGAGGGAGCCCCGCGCAUGCCAAGGGCGACGACCGGCGGCCCAGCAGCGGAGGCUCGCCUGCGCAGAGCAGCGCAAGCGAGCUGGCCCGCCACCUGGUGCGGCAGCGCUCCAGCGAGUCAAUGGUGCCCCCCCGCCCGCAGCGCACUCCCUCACCCAGCUCCGCCGAUCGCCGUGCCACCCGCAGGAGUGUGCCCCAGGUUACCGACGAUGUUGUCAGGGCUGUGCGCGCCAUGAACGAGAGCCUGCGCGCCGGCCGCCGACGGUCCGACAGCGUGGUCAAGGAGCCCCCAAGCGCCACGGGGACGGCCAGCAGCACCAGCGGCGCCACGCCCACUGCCAACGCCGCACGCACAGGGGGCCGGCCGCCAAUGGAGCGUCAGGCACACGGGGGCGGGCUGCAACGAUUCGGCAGCGCCCACAUAGGAGAGAUGCCAGAGACAGAGCGCUGUCCCUGGUGUCGCCGCGCGUGCGUGCCAGGCAGUCCUCCGCCCAUUGCGGAGGAGACCUUCCUGCACCGCCUCGACCGCCUUGGCAUCGACUAUCGCCCCGCCUCCGCCCUCUGCCAGGGUGUCGACUGCCAGCCCCGGCCGUCCUCUGCCCGCGCUUUCCUCCGGGGGGCAUCCGCGGAGCAGAUUGUUCCGGACUUCUCGGGCCGCCAUGCCCCGUCAUCCCACCCCAGCUCACAGCUGCUGCCCGCGCCGCUGAGCCCACAAGGCCCCCCCGCCCCGGGCCAGGCGGAUGGGGGCGUGCUGGCAGGGUCGCAGGCGGGAAAGGAGGAGCGGCGAGCACUGCAAAGUGCGUUGGAGCUGGCGAGCAUGCUGGAGCAGAGGCAGCUGCUGCCCUUUCCGGAGUGGCACAUCGACUUUGCCGAAAUCAAGCUGGGCAUUCGGGUGGGAGUUGGCUCGUUCGGCGAGGUGUUCCGCGGCAUCUGGCGCGGCACGGAGGUGGCGGUGAAGCUGCUGCUGGAGCAGGACCUGAGCCCCGACAACAUGGACGACUUCUGCAACGAGAUCAGCCUGCUCAGCCGCCUGCGCCACCCCAACGUGAUCUUGUUCUUGGGCGCGUGCAUCAAGGCCCCGCAUCUGUCCAUGGUCACCGAGUACAUGCACAUGGGCAGCCUGUACCGCCUCAUCCACGCCAGCGGGCAGGGCCCUCGCUUGAGCCUGCGCCGGCGGCUCAAGAUGCUGCGCGACAUCUGCCGCGGCAUGAUGUGCAUCCAGCGCAUGAACAUCGUGCACCGCGACCUCAAGUCCGCCAACUGCCUCGUCGACAAGCACUGGGCCGUCAAGAUCUGCGACUUCGGCCUCUCGCGCCUCGCCGCUGACGCGGGCCAGCCAGGCGCUGCCGCGGUGGGCACGCCCGAGUGGAUGGCGCCCGAGCUGCUGCGCUCUGAGGCGGCCACGUACAAGUGCGACGUCUUCAGCUUUGGCGUGAUCGUGUGGGAGAUGAGCACGCUGCGGCGGCCCUGGGAAGGCCUGAAGCCGCACCAGGUGGUCGCUGCUGUUGCCACCCAGCGCGCGCGUCUGCCCCCACCGCCGGGCGUGCUCGGCAAGCUCGUCGCAGAUUGCUUUUCCGAGUCGCCAGCUUCACGGCCGAGCUGGGAAGAAUGUCUUGCUCGUCUACAUGAGUCGGAGUUCUUGCAAGACCUCGACGAAUAGCCCGAAAGCCGUCAAAUUUCGAAACUGCAAACCAGAGUUUGAGAAGCACGCGGAUGUGUGAUGUACAUACAAUGAGAGGAACUAGAGGGCAGCAUCAAGCUUGUGUUGGUAGCAUGCUGGCGGCCCCUGUAGAAUUUAAUAGUCUUAUUCAACCGCGAGAUCAGAGGGAAUGCGUGCCAAUCUAGAGCAAUCGUAGCGGUGGCGUCAGGCGCAACCCUUAAAGGUAGCUCCUCCGAUAGAACUUUGGAAGACGAGUUGCGACCAUUAGCCUCCCAAAUCGGAACAAGUCGAUGGCACUGAUCAAGGUGAGAAUUUCAAACGGUGAAAGACCAAAGCUGUAACUAGAUAUCUUCAGUGACAAGAUGGAGGAUCUGAAUCUGCUGCAACUAUCCUGUUACCAUUUGAAGGUGGGAAGGUGCAUCAACGGAAUUAGCCAUCUGUAGUAUCUGCAAAUGCACCAUGCAAUUGAAAGUCCGCUUCGGAAAAUGGUGAAUAUAGGAGAUAGUCGGAUACGGCGGGACAGGUCAUUUGAACGG